CCCCGGAGCCCUCCUCGGCGACAACUCCUCCCAGCCUCCGACUCACGUCCUUCGUCACCCAGACCUCGCAAUCCAAGGCAAAAACAAGGAGCAGACACGACCCCGCCUUGGUCUUCGCCGCUCCACCACCAUGCACAGACUCGCCCCAGCGGCUCGAUCGUGUUGGCCUCUCUUGUCACAUUCUUCGAAGUGACUACGCCAACGUGACAACGUCGGGGAGAAGGAUGAACCAGCUCCCUGCCCCGGCCAGCCGGCUGUGGGAGGCGAGCAUCCGCAAGCUCCACACCAUCCGCCGCGGCGGCUCCGUGGUGCCCACCGCGGUGCCCGUCGACGGCGUCGCCGCCGCCAGCGACGCCACCACACCCAGCCUCCUCUCUGUCAGCUCAUCGACGUCCAACACCAUCUACCGGUACAACGACGACGACGACGACGACCGUGAAGACAGUGACAGCACCACCGAGGACAAUGACACGGACGCCGGCGACGACGACAAGGCCGCGCUCGGAGAGCCCAGCCACGCCGAGCAGCUGCUGCCCAGCGGGGACUUCUACCAGGGCGACCUGCGCGGGGACCUUCCGCACGGCGCGGGCAAGUUCCUCUGGACCGACGGCAGCAUGUACGAGGGCUCCUGGUGCCGCGGCCGGGCGUCUGGCCGCGGCAAGUUCUCGUGGACGUCGGGCGCCACCUACGAGGGCGACCUCGCCGGCGGGUACAUGCACGGCCACGGCACCUACAUUGGCGAGUUCGGGGAUACCUUCGCGGGGCUGUGGGCCAACAACCUCCGGCACGGCCGCGGCACGCAGGCGUACGCCAACGGGGACGUGUACGACGGCCACUGGCGCGACGGCCUGCAGGACGGACACGGCCGCUACAUCUGGCGCCAUGGCCACGAGUACAUUGGCACCUGGAAGGCCGGCGAAAUGCACGGGUGCGGGACGGUGAUAUGGGCGGACGGCGACCGGUACGACGGCGCGUGGGAGGACGCCAAGCCCAAGGGCCAGGGCACGUUCCGGUGGGCCGACGGAGGCAUGUACAUUGGCACGUGGUGCCAGGAGGCCGGCACGAUGCACGCCAAGGGCGUGUACUACCCGCCGUCCGGUGGCCCUGCGGUGCCCGCGCCUCGUGAGCCCCGUGAAGCGAUCACGGCGCUGCUCGAGGAGCUUGAGGUGUGCGAAGGGAAGACAGUGUCGCUAAUGCCAUCGCAGAAGAUUCUGACGUGGCCCGGUGUGGAGGCCGUGACGAAGAAGCCGGUGUGGCGGCCGCCGGUGGUUAGCCUGGCCGAGGGUGAGGAGGGCGAGGAGGCUCGGACGGACGGGUCAUGGUUGCGGACGCCGUCGUGCACGCGCGCGCUGCCGAGGCCAGUGAAGAAGCAGGGGGAGACGAUAUCGAAGGGGCACAAGAACUACGAGCUCAUGCUCAACUUGCAGCUUGGCAUCAGACAUGCCGUUGGAAGGCAGUCGGCACCAAAUUCGCUGGAUCUUAAAGCAUCAGCAUUUGAUCCAAAAGAGAAGGUGUGGACAAGAUUUCCUCCUGAAGGAUCAAAGCAUACUCCUCCUCACCAAUCAUGUGAUUUUCGGUGGAAGGACUACUGCCCUCUGGUUUUCAGGACUUUGCGCAAGCUCUUCGAUGUUGACCCUGCAGAUUACAUGAUCUCCAUCUGCGGGGAUGACGCACUCAGGGAACUUUCAUCGCCUGGUAAAAGUGGAAGUUUCUUUUACCUCACCAAUGAUGACAAGUAUAUGAUCAAAACAAUGAAGAAGUCAGAAGUUAAAGUACUUCUUAGGAUGCUUCCAGCCUAUUAUAAACAUGUCCGUGCUUUUGAAAAUACUCUAGUAACUAAAUUUUUUGGUCUGCACUGUGUUAAACUUACAGGAGCUAUUCAGAAAAAGGUUCGCUUUGUUAUAAUGGGGAAUCUUUUCUGCUCCAACUAUGCAAUCCAUCGGCGCUUCGAUUUGAAAGGAUCUUCACAUGGUCGCAUGACGGAUAAACCCAUUGAUAAAAUCAACGAGCAUACCACAUUGAAGGAUCUCGAUCUUAAUUUCAUUUUCCGGCUAGAAGAAUCUUGGUUUCAAGAAUUCUGCAGGCAAGUGGACAAAGAUUGCGAAUUACUGGAGCAGGAGAGGAUAAUGGAUUAUAGUCUCUUGGUUGGUGUUCACUUCAAGGACAGAUGCAAAGAUAUCAGCAGUGCUGACAAUGAAACACCUCAUACUAUCGCUGAAGAUUCUGAACAAACUAGAAAAGCACCAUCAAAACUAGGGAUUUGCAUGCCCUCAAGGGUGGAGAACGUAGUGAGGAAUCCUGAUAGUGAAUCUUUGCUCAUUGGUGAGCCUACAGGCGAAUUUCAGGAUGUCAUCCUGUUCUUUGGAAUCAUUGACAUCCUACAAGACUAUGAUAUUAGUAAGAAGCUCGAGCACGCUUACAAAUCCAUGCAAUAUGAUCCCAACUCCAUAUCCGCUGUUGACCCAAAGCAAUACUGCAAGCGAUUCAGAGACUUCAUUUAUAAGGCUUUCACUGAUGAUACACAGUAACUACUGAAUUGACAAAAGGGAGACUCAUUUAACUGAAGAGAUUAACAAUAUUUUGGUGGAUGUUCUUCACCCAGCCUCCAGUACUGCUUUGUA
Messenger RNA from Phragmites australis (common reed), 2621 nucleotides. RefSeq names its product phosphatidylinositol 4-phosphate 5-kinase 6-like. The transcript has 8 exons. Bases 225 to 2528 code for a protein of 767 amino acids. The record is from RefSeq and is a predicted model, not a curated record. Gene Ontology annotation, molecular function: ATP binding; 1-phosphatidylinositol-4-phosphate 5-kinase activity. NCBI's taxonomy places the organism in Eukaryota, Viridiplantae, Streptophyta, Magnoliopsida, Poales, Poaceae. Gene Ontology annotation, biological process: phosphatidylinositol metabolic process.